AUGUCGACGAACACUGAAGCCGAACCAAAUAUAAAUCAGGCAGAAAGUGACUUCGUUGAUGCGUACGAAAGGAGUUCUGUCGAUAACACUGAAAUUAAUAAUCAUUUUGCGAAGAUUAUCGAAAUAUUAAAAACUAAAUCAACUCCACCGCCAAAUGAUUUAGUCAUAAAUUACGAAAUUCAAACAAAAGCAGACUUCACAACAAAAGGUAUUGAUAUAUUUCCAAAAUCUUGUUUUGUUGCAACAGUUUAUAUCGGAAGAUUUUUAAAUGAUUUAAGUUUAGUACUUGACAAUCUAAAUAAUAAAGAAUUCGAUGCAAAAGAAUACGCAGAAUUUGAAAAAUACAUGAAAGAAGAGCCAGAAUCAGAAGGUGAGAUCGUAAAAUACUCAAUUACUCUCAAGGCUGCAAUUGCUUUGUUCCUUAAAAAUGAGGAAUACGUCGAAAAAUAUUAUACAGCAGAUUUGCUAGAUUUUCUCGGAAAUACGCUCUUAGUUCAAAAUGUUUUAUGUCAAUCACGUAUAUUCCACAUCGUUCUUGAGGCUUAUGCAAAAAUUUUUGUAAAAAGAGCACUUGACGCCGCCAAAAAUCAAAUUCAUCAUUUUAAUGAGCAAAAAGUGAGCCAAAGACUAUCAAAUAAGGACGAACAACCAUACCAUAAUAUCCUUGUCUUCUUAAAAUUUGUUACAACGAUUGGUAAUUUUUGGCCUGGACCAGAUUACGCUGCAUUCUUCUACGAAAACGGUACAGAGUAUAUUCAUGACUCUAGAGAUUCUAUUACACCACCUCUUUUCUGCGGAAUCGUUGAUUGUCAUGCAAUGAUUUGCAGAACUAAGGAAUUGAUACGCAAAGACAUAAGUAGCAUAGCUUCAAACAGUUCAGAUAUUAUCAAUUUCCUUAACUUCAUCAAAUCUAUUCAUGGCCAUGCAUUGGAUUUAGGUUCAUGUGAUAUUGAAAGGAAAGCUUUGUCCGAUUUCGAUGCCGAAGGUAUGGAAUCAGUUCUAAAAUACCUUGCCGCUGUAGCCCGUGUAGAUCCAUCACAUUUCAAGGUUGAUAUUUACAAUAAUAAUAAUCAGGAUGCGAAUGAACAACAAUCUGCACUUUCCAAUGCGAUCAAACAAGAAGGAAAGUCAGUUGCCUCCAGUCUGAUUCAAAUAAUUUUGUCUUCUGUUCCGGCCACAUUAAAAGGCUGUUGCUUUGAGCUCCUCGCGGCCAUGCCAUCCGAAUACAAUACCGAAAUCUGGGCCCAAUUGAGUGCCAGCAAAAUUUUGACAUCCGAUAUCAUAAAAUCUGGCAAAGGAGGAAUCCUCACAGAAAUUAAUGACGUAGAAAACAAGGCCGGAAUUCAUCCUAUUACACGAAACUUCAUCAAAUGUCUUGCUUCUUUGCUCAAAAACGGAGCUCCGAACGAAGGAUUUGAAUUAUACCAUACAUUCCUAUUCAAAAUCGUUCUUGUGAACCACUCCAAUUGGACAUACAACAAUGCCAGUGAGAAAUGGGGUCUCUUGAGCGAUAUUGCCCAAUGUUGGACGAAUUUAUUAUUAUAUCAAGAGAAACAUUGCCAAUGCCUUAUGGAAUCCUUCGUCUGUGACCAAGAGCUCCUUAAGCACAUCAUAUAUUCCAUCAAUGAUGACGAUUGUCCGCUCGAAACUCUCUAUACUUGUUAUAGAUUGUUUUUAAUUGUGGCUGAGAAGCAUUCCUACAUGAAAUCCGAACUCAGUUCAUUAACAUUCACCACAGUAGAGGAACAAUUAGGCUGGAAUACCACUACAAUCAACAAAAUUUUGAGAUGUACUGCUUGUAUCGAUUCAGAUCUUCAAAGAGUGGCCAUCCACUUGUUACAAAAGAUAUGUCUGAAGUCACCCGAUGUAGCCCAAGUCAUUAUUUCGAAGCCAAUUUCAAGAGCAAUUGAUGUCAUCAAAUACGUCAUCGAAUACGACGAACCGGAAGACGAGGAUGAUGAUGUAUUGAAUAUUAGAUGCUCAAUGCUUACUUUCCUUUUGAGUUUGGGCAGCGAAUCUUAUUUCUUAAGACAUGUCACCGGAUUUUCUCUUCAUGACCCUCCUCUUUCUAUCAUACAGAGCUCACUGACUGAAGGAAUCCUUCCAACGAUCCUUGAAAAGCUCCACAACCACGAUACUCACAUGUCUUCACCGAAAUUCACUUCCCUUUCGCUCAGAUUGAUUCUUUUGUUGACAGAUUCGAAUCUUACAAUUGGUCCGACUUUGAAUUUGCUUCUCAGCUCCAAACACAACUUCUUUGUCGACCAAUUAGUCAUAUUAAGAGACAAAAGAUGCCAGUUGUCAACUGUUGGAUGCUAUUUGCAGCUUCUCGCAAGAGCUAGCUCACUUAACAAUGAAGCAAUCUUCUCAGGAGCCACUCAAACAGCAUUUAAUAAUUUAUUGACAACAAAUUCAGGAAAUCUCAACUCGAACAGGAUCAUAUUGCUCUUGGAGUUCAUCGAUAGGAUCAAGAGAGGUGAAGAUUCGUUGUUAAUUGCAAAUGGAGUCAAAGAAAUCGUUGUAAACUUCUUUGCAAACGAACAUGCAGUCAAAAUGAUGAAGCAAACAAGUAGUACAUGGUCAUUAUCAUGGUUAAUGUUCGUUACUGCUUGUUUAGAAGAUAUUCCAAAAUUAGAUAUCAAUUCCUCUGAACUUUUGGUAUCUGCUGCUGCAUCAAUCUCUAAUAAGAUCUUUGGAGAAAGAGUUUUCGAGAAUAUUGAUGAAGAAAGUAUAAGAAAAGUAUUCAAAUUAUCAUUAACUACUCUUAUUUAUUUGGUCGAUAAUAGGAAUGCUCCAUCACGUGCUGGAAUAUACUCCAUUAUCGAUUCCAUCCUUAAAUCCCUCAAAAACCAAAGUUCUAAGGAACCAUCUCAAAAUGAUGAGAAGAAUUCCCAACUUUUGACCAAGUACCAAGAAGAUUUCGCACCUUUCGAGAACGAUUUCAUCGAUACUUUAGAGAAAGACCUAAGAAACGAAAUUCCUAUUGUCGAGGCCGGAGCAAUUUCAGUUGCUGAAAGCCUGAUUCCUAUCUGUUCGCCUGCAUCAUUGCUUCCUCUGAUCAAAUCUUCUCUCUACGAGCUUGAAGAUGACUGGCAAUUGUUUAAUGAAGAUGAUAAAUCAGGAACAUUCGUUAUUAAGAGCAAAUGUUCGUUCUAUACACGUUACAUAUCACUAACAGAAAACAAAUAUUUGCUCAGAGUGUUCAUUGAAGAAGGAUUAGUCAAGAAAUUAAGUUUUGAAGACUAUUGGCGCAAUCCAGCUUCAAUAUUCAGUACAUGUACGACAUCAUCAUCUUCUGAAGCCAAAUUAAUCAUGGGAUCCUCAAUUCUCAAGCUUUUCUCCACAUUAAUGUCCGCAUUUGAGAAAAAUCAAGAUGUAAAGAGACACAUAACUCACUUCCUUACUGUUUAUAAGGAUGCCAUAUGCGCCGUAUUGAAUUUCGGUGGUGUUGUCACUUUAAUUGCAUUAGAGUUUUUGGCAGACAUCAUUCGCUUGGUUUCUGUUGUUCCUGGUCUUGAGAGAGCUGUAAAGAACCCAAUAAUCGAGAGAAUUCCAAAUGUUUUCAUGAAAUUUGCCAAUUUCGACAGUUGGAAAUCGGAUUUGAGGGAGAAUUCAGAGACAACAAUCAUCCUUGAUGAGAAUGUAGUACCACAAGAAUACGAAGAUAAGGCUAAGAAGGUCGUUCAGAAGUUAUUGAACAAUUGUAUCACAUUUUUAGUCAGAAGAACAGAAGCAACGAUGGUAUUCACACCUCCUUUGAAUGGCGAUGAGUGGCUUUCGAAGAAGAACAACAGAGAUGUCCCUCUUUCCGUUGUUACAUACUUUUGCAAACAGAUUCUCGAAGGAACACCAGAGCCAUACGCAAAAACAAUCUCGAGUAUGUGUCUCGUCAUCAUUUACAGACAUUUACUUGUUUGGAGCGGCGAAGGAGUCGAUUUUGAUGUUUCUACAGUUAGAAGUCAAGCGAAGAUCUUCUCUGAGAAUCCAUUCCCUGAUGCACAGAGCAAAGGAUAUGUGGAUGGAAAUAUCCUCAAGAAGAUUAUUGCUUUCCAUUCAACAAAUGGCAAAAUGUGA
Messenger RNA from Trichomonas vaginalis G3, 4074 nucleotides. RefSeq names its product nuclear pore organization. The transcript has a single exon. The coding region runs from base 1 to 4074 and encodes 1357 amino acids. Lineage: Eukaryota; Parabasalia; Trichomonadida; Trichomonadidae. Gene Ontology annotation, cellular component: nuclear pore. The record is from RefSeq and is a predicted model, not a curated record.